Durusdinium trenchii is the source of this 1188-nucleotide messenger RNA. Lineage: Eukaryota; Dinophyceae; Suessiales; Symbiodiniaceae. The record is from the annotation of a GenBank genome assembly.
AUGUUCAACGUGCUUGACCAGAAGCAGACUUGGAUUGGCAUAUCAGCAGAAGUGGAUAGUUCAGCUGUCCUGAACAAAAGGGAACUGCUUGAGAAAUCAAAAACGACAGAUGUGCCAGUCUUUGUUUUGGGAUUUGCAAGCUCUUGGACUGGCCCUGAGAAGAGUGAGCAGCGAAGCAACAAAAGGCAGAAAACGGACACUGGACCUGUAGCAAAGAAUGAUACUGAUGGUGACCAUGGUGGAGGUGCGCUGUUUGCGUUGGUGCCAUGGAACUUUCUGAAUGACUUCAAGCUGCACUUCUAUGGAUCAGUGGGGCUUGAAGGUCGCGGAACCUCAGUCCCUGUAGCACGUGUGAAAGAAUCUGGUGGUGCAUCGUUGCCAUGGCAGAUAUUCUCUGGCGGCUAUGAUUCAUGGAUGGGUUCAGAGAUGGUGUGUUUGGCAUGGAUGGUUCCACUUGUCAAGGGCACCAAAGCUGGAAAGAAGGUCAAGACAGGUCAAGUCAUUGGAAGUUCUUCCAAACAUGGCAAACAGGCUUCCACUGACCCAGCUGCUUCAACUGAGCAAAGUGGACAAAAGGAUGGUUGUAGUGGCCAAGCAGCUUAUGAGGCCAUGGCAGCGCAAGCGAUGGGGCUGGCCAAGGGAGGAGCAAAGGGAAAGAGGAAGCCCAAAAAGAAAGCCGCCAAGAAGGAGAAUGAGUCAGACUUGAUCACUGAUUUCAUCCAGUUCAUUGAAGCGCCCUUGCUCUUUGGCUGGAUUUGCGAGGCAUGUCAGUUGGUCUAUGAUGACUCUGAGAAGAUCAAGAUUCACCUUCGGGGAAGCAGUGCUUUGUCAGUGAACUUCCCGAAGCUGGUUGUCAACCACACUGCAUUGGACAGUGCAUCUUGGACUUUGGAUGAGACUGACACCGAGACAGCCAAGACGAAAGCAGGUGGCUUCUACAUCCCAGUGCAAAAAACGGUGAUGAUUGGUAUGCCCGGUGAGAGGUUGAAGUUGGCAGAGAAGUCAACAGAAGAGGAGGAUGUGAACCUCAUGGAGAAGCACAACCAAGAGCUCUUGGGAUGGGGAAACUUACCAAUUUGGCAGGGAAGCAUUGACGUUGUGACCACGCACUUGGGCACAGAGAACAGCUCUGCCAGGGCAGGACGUGGAUCAAAGGUUUCCAAAGAGGUCAAGCACCUCAUGGCUUGA